GGCUGCACGGUGUUUUGAAGUACUCUGUCUCAGUCCACUGACAGGCAGUCAGUUCAGCCACUUCCUCUCAUCAGAGACAGGAGACAAUUUGACUGAGGCAACAACAAGCAGCCAAGAGUGGACUAUAGAAAGAAAAAAAAGAAUUGUAUUAAGAGGAAAAAAGAGAGAGACGGAGAGAGAAAGACAUGGACAAACUGUUGACAGGUGUGUUUAUGCUCUUUGUGCUCCCGGGGCCUGUUUCCUGUACAGACGCUUUUUGGACUGAACCAGCCAUCUGCUAUGUCCUGGAUGGGAUCCUGCUCAUUUACUGCAUCGUUGCCACUGUGUUGCUCUUCAGAGAAAAGUUUUCCUCUGAACCUGCGGAAGUGGUUGAAGAUAAAAGCUGCAUUUACCAGGAGCUUGAGAGACCAAAGGAUGCCGAUCCUUAUGAGAUUCUUGAACCAUCAAAAAGAAAACAAAAGGCUGGAAAGAAAAAGAAAGCCCAGUCGACCCAACCUGAGGAGAAGGAGAAAGAUUCGAGCCCGGGCGUCGCACCUCCACCUCUGUCCCCCCGCUGAUGUCCUGCAUAGUCACUCCUGGCUCAAGAGACAGCACUGUUCACCGCAGCCGAGAUGAUUAGCUGAUUAAAUCAAUGAGUUCAUAGAUAGUGUUACAAUUAGCAUACACUCUAUGUUAUAACUCAUUGUGUUUCAGACAUUUAUCAAGCAAAAAUACCAAAUAUUCUGUGGAUCCAGCUUCUCAGUUUUGAUGAUUUAUGGAUUUUUUUAAUGUAAAUUAAGUAUCUUCAGGUUUUCAGCUGCUGGUUGAUCAGUUUACAGUAAAUUGUGUUAUUCCUCUAUUUUCUCAAAAAUGUAAAGUAAUCAAUAAAGAAAGUGACAAAUUAUUUCUAAACAUAUAUAUUUUUUUUUUAUAAAUGUUAAUAGCACAUUACAAUAUAGGUAAGGAGAUAUUAGGACAUUAAGUAUUUAGUAUGUACAGUAUUCAGCAACUAUGCAGACACAUUGUACAACUGUUACUGUAUCUUUUGAAUAAACCAACCUCCACAAGACAAAUUCAUUAAUAAUUAAUAAAGUUGUAUCAGCUUACGACUACAUCAGUGCUUUAACCUGAUACUUGUUUUCAAUUUUUAUUAUAUUAAAUUCUGGACCAAAAGACAGACUGGUACGCUUUAUCGUGCGAAUCCCAAUAAAAGACAGAGCACAUGUCGAAUCA
Scophthalmus maximus (turbot) is the source of this 1212-nucleotide messenger RNA. RefSeq names its product CD247 antigen like (gene cd247l). The transcript has 7 exons. Gene Ontology annotation, cellular component: Fc-epsilon receptor I complex. Gene Ontology annotation, biological process: cell surface receptor signaling pathway. The record is from RefSeq and is a predicted model, not a curated record. Bases 186 to 557 code for a protein of 123 amino acids. Lineage: Eukaryota; Metazoa; Chordata; Actinopteri; Pleuronectiformes; Scophthalmidae. Gene Ontology annotation, molecular function: IgE receptor activity.